UGCACCCCAUGAGCUAGCCGUCCUGGUGGCCUCCAUCAUCUAGCUAGCUAGCAUUGAUCACCAGCACAUGCUGCAACACACAGCACAAGCCGCCGUAUAGCACCCUCUCGCUGUAUACCACCCGGGCGGCCAUCAGAUGAAGUGCAAAUGCAUGCAACGCAAGAAAGCUAUAGCACACCGUGCUACGUACUACAUACUGUACCAAAAGUCCAAUCCUCCGGUCCAUGUGACUGCCGCUACAUUGCACACAUCAACACUAGCUUUGCAUCCGUGUAAGUGUGUAACCACUGAACUGCCAAACCACCACACCCAUUUUUUAGCUCGGUUUAAUUUUUUGCCCCCAAUCUCACCUUGCUUCAGUAAGGAACAGGCACCUAACAACUGUACUGCCCGGCUGCCAACUUCCAUUCUCCAUCCACCCAAUUAAUACAGUACACCAGCCUAAAUCAACGUCCACCUACAAUUCCACACUUGUUUUUUUUUUUCUACUACAUAGCUGCAUUCACCGUAUCAAUGGUUUCAUGCACGACCAUGUGAAUGAGCAUUGUACCUUUAGGUCUCUACCAGUGUAACAGUGUAGCUCAUCUUUGCUAUAACGACCGGCCAGUCUCGGUCCAUGGUGGGAUCCAUGAUCCAUCCAUCGCAGCCGGUUUGUCCUCUGAAAAGCACGCACACAUUUACUCCUCGCUCAUCACCUCCCCAACGACCCAACUGCGUGCUCCUUUAUUGCGCCACCGCCAUGGAUAGAGCUUCGCACAUGGCCGGCCAGCCAGCCCAGCUGCGUGCAUGCACUGGCUUCAGAACCAAUCAGGCAGCGCAGCCUGCAGAUCAAGCCAGGAGCUUCUUGAAUUUCUUCUCUCUUCUUGUUGGGAGGAAGAAGCAGCAGCUGCAGAUAGCUUAGCUGCCAGACACAGCCAUGGCGGGGAGGGCCAGGGGAGCGGCGCUCGUGCUGCUGCUGUGCCUGAGUGGCGCGGCGGUGGGCGUGUGGGCGCGGCCGGUUGCCGCCAAGGGUGACGACAAUGCUGCCGGUGAGGAGAAGUCCCUCUGGUUGAAGAAGCAAUUUGGAAAGGGACUUGGAGCCGGGCUUGGUGGAGGUUAUGGGAAAGGUGGUGGCUUUGGAGGUGGUGGUGGAGGAGGCGGCGGCGGUGGCUUCGGAGGUGGUGGUGGGUUUGGUGGAGGCGGUGGUGGCGGGCUCGGUGGUGGAGGAGGUGGUGGCUUAGGCGGAGGUGGUGGGUUUGGCAAAGGCGGAGGGGUUGGCGGUGGUUUCGGCAAGGGCGGCGGUUUUGGUAAAGGUGGUGGAUUUGGUGGCGGUUUUGGUAAAGGCGGUGGGAUUGGUGGAGGCAUCGGACAUGGUGCUGGAGGUGGAUUUGGCAAAGGUGGUGGUUUAGGUGGUGGCAUUGGUCCUGGCAUUGGUGGUGGCUAUGGUAAAGGUGGAGGUCUUGGUGGCGGCAUUGGUAAGGGUGGUGGACUUGGCGGCGGUUUUGGAAAAAGUGGUGGACUUGGGGGUGGUGGCGGACUUGGUGGCGGCGGUGGUCUUGGUGGUGGCAUUGGGAAGGGCGGUGGACUUGGUGGUGGUUUCGGAAAAGGUGGUGGUCUUGGGGGCGGUGGCGGACUUGGUGGCGGCGGCGGUCUUGGUGGCGGCAUUGGGAAGGGUGGUGGUCUUGGUGGCGGCAUUGGCAAAGGCGGUGGACUUGGUGGUGGUUUUGGUAAAGGUGGUGGUCUUGGGGGUGGUGGUGGACUUGGUGGGGGCGAGGACGGUGGUCUCGGUGGCGGCAUUGGCAAGGGUGGUGGAAUUGGUGGUGGUUUUGGAAAAGGUGGCGGUCUUGGGGGUGGUGGUGGACUUGGGGGAGGUGGCGGUCUUGGUGGAGGCAGUGGUCUCGGUGGCGGUAUUGGGAAGGGUGGUGGUCUCGGUGGCAGCUUUGGUAAAGGCGGAGGUCUUGGUGGUGGCUUUGGCAAGGGUGGUGGAAUUGGUGGUGGUUUCGGGAAAGGUGGUGGCCUUGGGGGCGGUGGCGGACUUGGUGGAGGCGGUGGUGGAGGUGGUGGAGGAUUUGGUGGCGGUGGAGGCAGUGGGAUUGGCGGUGGUUUUGGGAAGGGUGGUGGAUUUGGUUUCGGUGUUGGCGGCGGAGGUUUCGGCGGCGGUGGAGGUGGCGGCGGUGGUGGCGGAGGGAUCGGUGGCAAGCACUAAUACACUGAAAUGCAAGUAUGCAACGAGACCGCUGAAGCCGGCGCCGCAGCAUCUGCGCUUGUGCCCAUGAGCGACUGCAAUGCGCCAGAUGGCGAGCAGCGAGCGAAAGCGGCCGUAGAGAAGACAACAGUCGGAAGACGCCCAAAUUCGAAUGCCAAUCUUUAAUUCUUUAUACAGCCAAUAGAUGGAUUACGGAGAAAAUUAAAGCAUCAACGUCGUGGUCACCUGAAAACCCUGAGGAUCACAUCUUUAGGCCUCCUUUGAUUCAUAGGAAUUUCAUAGAAAAAAUAUAGGAUUUAGGAUUGGGCACUGUAGCAGCCUUUGAUUCAUAGGAUUAGGGCAUAGGAAAGUUAGAGGAAAUUUUCCUUUGGAACUCAUUUCACAUGGAAAACAUAGGAAAGAAAACAUCCACCCUAACCUCUUUUUUCCAUCAUGUGUGUGUAGGAUCGAGGUAAAUGACAGACAUAUGCAUCAUUGUUGUUCUUUUAGAAGAAAAUAUACAUUGCGAUAUUGUGGAUAAGGCCAAAGUGACAUGUAUUAAUACACUUCCUGACACUCUCUUUCCUGUGAAAUUCCUAUACCCAUUCAAAGGGCUAGUAACAUAACUUUUCUAUGUUUUGCAAUCCUCUGUUUUUACGGUUCCAUUCCUACAAAAAUCCUACGUUUUUCCUAUUCCUCUGUUUUUUCAUUCCUGUGAUUCAAAGGGGCCCUUAAAGUGAGACGGACUGGAGGCCUCACAGGCAUCACCUGUCAAAUUUUCGCAUUUUUUCAAAUAUGUGUGAAUUUGGUAAAAUAAUAUUUAAAUUCAGCCAAAAUUUGUUAAAAUUUAAAAUAGUUUCGUGAAGAAAAACGACCGAAAUUCUCGAACAGGCUUUACGAAAUUGCAAAUCAUGUCACAAGCAUCACCUGCCUGCAUCAGGCACAGGGCCAGCCCUGGGCCAGUGUGGACAGUGCGGCCGUAUUGGGCUUCAAAAAAUUAGGAGCCUCCAAAAUAUGCUAUGGUAUCAGGUCUGAUAGGCUUAGAGAAAAGAUAGAACUCCAAGAAACUUGACAUCAAUGGAUGAUAUGGAACUUAUAGAUUGUUGUAUUACUUUUGCCAAAACUUUCUCUUCGGAUGAUUCGUGUGAUGUGGACUUAAAUGAUCUAAUAUCUAAAUUAAAGGUUUUGCAGCUGACUUUGCCUGCUAUGGGGAUUUUUGAGUUUGUUAAAGAAAUGGACAGCUAUCCCAAUGUGUCUACUGCUUAUCGAAUCUUGUUUACUAUGCCGGUGACUGUCGCAUCAGCUGAAAGAAGCUUUUCAAAGUUGAAGUUAUUGAAAUAUUAUUUGAGGCCACCAGAAAGUUAGGGCCGGCCCUGACCAUGCAUCCCUCG
Messenger RNA from Oryza sativa Japonica Group (Japanese rice), 3555 nucleotides. Its product is annotated as glycine-rich cell wall structural protein 1. The record is from RefSeq and is a predicted model, not a curated record. NCBI's taxonomy places the organism in Eukaryota, Viridiplantae, Streptophyta, Magnoliopsida, Poales, Poaceae.